Bactrocera dorsalis (oriental fruit fly) is the source of this 5917-nucleotide messenger RNA. RefSeq lists its product as uncharacterized. Lineage: Eukaryota; Metazoa; Arthropoda; Insecta; Diptera; Tephritidae. The transcript has 7 exons. Bases 1083 to 4385 code for a protein of 1100 amino acids. The record is from RefSeq and is a predicted model, not a curated record.
UGGUAUUUCUCAGACCUUGUGGAACUGUCGUGCGGAACGGUUUAGCUUGUUUCAUAAGCGUUUAAGCAGACGUUAACGUGCGUGUGCGGCUCGUUGGCUGGUGAUUUCAUUUGUGUAUAUUUAUAGUCAAAAGAUAAAAUAUUUAUGUGAAUGCAGGCAUAGUAUAACACAUACAGUUAGACGUAUAUACGAAAAGAUAUACAAAAAUGAAUGUCAAAGAAUUAAGCAAAUUUAAUUCUCGUAGACGAACAACAAAGGAAUCAAUUAGCCUAAAUUAGAGCGAGAAAACAAUUUACAAAUAGCGAGCGGAAAUUGAAGUUACUAGUGCAAGAAGAUUUCCAAGGGGGAAAGAAAAAGAAAAAAUAAUAGUAAAUUCAAGAAAAGUGUGUGUGUUUUUGUUGAAGCCGUGAAAGCAAACUUAACCAAACCAAGAAAAAGCGCAGAAUCAAAUCUUUUGCGAGGUGUUGGCUUUGUGGCGACUGCUUAAGCUGUGUUGUUAUUGUUGUUACUGUGCAUAAUUGUGGAAAAUAAUUAAGAAAUAGCUGCAGCUCAAAGCAAAGUGAAAAGAAAAUGUUUGUGAAAAAUUUUUAACUAAUAAAGAUUAUGGCCAGCAAUUUUUACAGCUGCAAAAUUAAAUAAAAAGAUAAAAUUUAAGUAAAAUUGUUUUGAAAAAAUCGUGAAAAAAUCACACGAGCUCAUUUUUAGUGCCGGGUUUAAAAGUGAGCGUGUUUUAAGCAACAGUAAAUAACAAAAAAAGUGCAGUGCCUAGGCCAACUUGUGGUAAUUACGCUAAAAAUAAAAACAAACACAAAAUUUGAUGAUGAAAUAAAAAAUAUAAUUAAAAAUAAAAAAAUGUAUUAAAUUAUUUUUUUAAGUGUUCACCGCAGACCUGCUCGUGGCAGUAACUCAAACCAAUUUAGAUGAACUUCACCAAAAAUUAAAUUUUGCACACAAGCAAAUUGCAAUAUUGUGAAAUCCAAAAGAGUUAAACACACUCUAAAGCGAACAUAUUGCAUAAGUAUAUCAAAAUUUUCAAAAUUAUAACCAAAUUCCGUUCAAAGCAACACCUAAAUAUUACCGAAAUGCCUCAACUGCACAGCAAAGCCCUCCGCGCCUGCGCGCCCGCCGUGACAACUCCGCCCACCACCACAUCCGCCAGCGACAGCAGCGCGGUAGCAAACACAAAAACGUGCCCAAAUUUGCCAUUAACUGCCACAAUAUGCUGCAAAGCGUUUCUUUUGUUAUUGUUAACACUCGGUUGCCUUCUCUCUGCCGUCACCUGUGUACCUGCGCCAGCCACUGCACUAGCUGCUGAGCCGGCGCCAGCAUUGCACACCUCACCACCCACUCCGUCACUCAAUGCUGUGGUCGAUGCAGAGGCUUUCUUAGCGUCAAAGCGGCACUUGAAGCGUUCACUCGCUGUGACGUCUCAAGAAACUGCUGAUAAGAAUAACGCUGCAGCGGCCAACUCAGAUCUAGACGAUGACUACUAUGACGAGGAGGAGGCUGAUGCCGGAAAUGGUAGCGAAAAUGUGAGUGGUCGUCAGCGGCGUCAUCACGAAUUAUCGCCAACCGCUCGCUUCGGUUAUGAUGGCAACAAAAUUAAACCACAACACUUCUACACACAACAAAUGGUUGCGAACGCUUUGGAAGGCAACACUAACACUGGAACGCAGCUUGCGCGCCCCAAUAAGGAACCAUCGCCGAUGGCCGCACAAGUGAAUAACGACUUAUCGAUAUGGAGUUUGAUGGAUAAUGCGCGACGCAUGGAUAUCUGUGAUGUAUGUAGCUGCGUUCGUGACAUCUAUGUGCAUGUCACUUGUGACUAUAAUAACCGAAAAUCGAGGACACCGCUGAAUGAGAUUUUCGGUCCGAUUUAUCGCAUACCAAAUAACACGAAAUCAAUUGAAAUUAAAUUAGCACCAAAUACACAUUUCCGCUUGGAAAAGGAUCUAUUUGACAAUAAUAUAGUCUUGAACAGUUUCACAAUUGUCGGUACUCAUAGUAGCGGUGAACAAGUGGAGAUCACAACAGGCGCUUUCCCUGGUAAUGCCAGCAUUAUGGGGCCAUAUCCAGAUAUUGUGAUGCAAAAUGUCUUUUCGGUGGUCGUGCGAGAGGGCGCUUUUUCAGGCAGUAAAAAAUUCACAGUGCGCAACAGUAACGAUUUAAUUUUGUAUUCAAAUGCUUUCAAGAAAGCCGAAAUUAAUGGCAAAUUUUUUGGGAUAGCUGAUUUGCGUAUCGAGGAGAAGGCGUUCAACUCAGCCGAUGCGAAGUUAUACAUCGAGAAUUCUCAUAUCGACAAUAUCUAUCGUUUCGAAGCCUCAAUGCGUGAGAUCAAAUUCAACAAUUGCACCAUUAACACCAUCAAUAGUGGCUCUUUCGAUGUCAACAGCAUCUUCAAUAUUAUAUUCGAAAAUAGCGCCAUUGGCAUAAUCAAAUCACGCUCGAUUACGGAAAAGCUGCUCAGCAAGCAUGUGUCCUUCACUGGUGGCGUUAUUGGCUACAUCGAGGGCGAAGCCAUACAUGGCAGUGGCAUCGGCGAGCUGAUUUUACGAAACAACAGUAUUGACACCAUCAACGAGAAUGCCAUCUAUGUAAACACCAUCAAUGCCACCAUCAAAGACAAUCACAUCAAACAUCUCGGUCAGCACUGGUUGCGUAUCAAGGAAUGGUCGAAUAUUGUGAUUGUGAAAAAUAGUUUUGGUGACUUCGGCGGCAUUAUAGUGGAGGAAACGAAAGAACCCCUCGAUUGCCGCUUCGAAAGUAACUCCGUAACCAAACCGAAGCCGGGCAGUUUGAAUAUAGGAAAUCGUCAUUGCAUAUUGCGUGAGAUCAUUGUCGAUCUGCCGUGUCGCUGCAAUCUCGAGUGGCUGGACACGUAUUCUGAACGCGAUUUACGUUCAGAAAUCUAUUGCACGAUCGAUCGGAAAUUGGGUGUAUGCUUCAACGCGACCACCUUCAAUAUGCAGCGGUACGAGCAUGAAGUGUGUGACGAAAAGAAGACAACUUUAGAUUGUGGCGCCAAUCGUAAUCUGAAGAAGGUGAAUGGUGAAUUCUUUACAAUCGAAGAACUCGAGCAACAGGCCACACAAUUCGUGCAUAUCAUCUAUCUCGGCACUGCCAUUAUAUUGGCGGUAGUGCUACUCAUUAUACUAGUGCUGAUAUUGCGUUGCUUGUGUCAACAGCGUAAGAGCAGUCGUGGUGCUAGCGCGUCACAUCAGCAUCGACAUGAAUUCACGCAAGGCGAACGUGAUAUUAUCGUGCGCGCCCAAGAUAUAAUAGAGAAGCGACAUCCACAGAUACAGCCACAAAUCAAACGUUUGUGCGACGAACUUUUGCAAACAAAUCGCAGCGAGAAGCAAUGCAUUAAAACUAUCACGAAAAUCGAAAAUCUACUAAAUGAAGUUGAACGUUGUCAGGAUCUCAAUGCCUUCUGCAGAGUCUUGGUCCAACAUCUGCAGCCGCAAUCGCAACCGCUGCAACUGACAACGAACGCCAUCUGCAGGACGGAGAGCUUUACGCGUGUGCAACGUGAAAAUUACCCUGGACCACACUAUGCUGGCUGCAUUGACACUGCGCACAUAAUAGCUAGCCGAGAGGCGGUGUGUUUGGAGCGCGAGCGUGAACGUGAACGCGAACGUGAAAGAGAACGUGAACGCAUCAAUGGCGUAGACAAUGGACGCAACGCCGAACCGCUUAAUAUGCCCAAUGAACCGUUCUACGAGGAGUUGGGUCAACCAUUGCUGCCUGAUUAUGCAUCGCCAGCGGAUGGUCGUGUCUAUGCGACACCACAUGAUCUAGCGUUGGGCAUAAAUGCCGAGCUGGAGUAUGCGGAACCCAUCAAUAAUCGAGCCGACUAUGCACACCGCUUGCCACCGUAUGCAGUGCCGAUGCCCAACAGACUGCCCACACAACCGUCCAUGAGAGCGCCCACAGCAGCGCCGCGCACCCAUCUGCCGCCCAGUAAUAUUAAUAAUAAUAAUAAUAGCAACGACAACAAUAACAUCUCACACCCGCUAUACCAAGUUAGCAAACUACCUACAUACGGCGCUGAUAAUCGACCAGCUUUGCCACCAUCGAAUGUCAAACGCAAGGCGCACGAUCUCGAAAAUAGACUCAACUUACAACUGCCCAACGCGGCUGAUCAUCCGCCCAAUAAACAUUUAGUCGCACCGCCAGUUUACACCGCACCCGAUAUUGCGCACAAACGACCGAUGCCGACACCGGCCUCGACGUUCGCACGUCUGGCUACGCCCGAAGUGGAUGAGACGGAGAUGGACAUGCGUGGCGCUAGAGCUUUGCCACCCGAUACGGGCUCGGAUCAUUCGGGUGGCAGCAAUGAGACUGUACUGAUCGAUGAUGUUAUAGUGUAUGCGGAUGCUUGAGCGGUAUAUGUGUAAAUAACGUAAUGCGUUUCUCCUAAGACUAUGCGAUAAAAGUGAGAGCAAAAUAUAAGAAAUAUUUUCGUCCAAACUCACUUUAAGCUGCUGACCUAAUGCAAACUUUCAAGCGUGAUAUUAUAUCCUGACAGUGGGUGUACUAAUUAUGAUGUCCUAUAAGUGCUUUGGAAAAAAUAUCCAUUUAAACUUUGCGCGGGCAUUAAUACACGUGAUGUUAUUGGCAAGAUUAGUCUUAGAAGGUAGAGAACAGCAAGGGUGUUGACCACUUCUUCAUUUAACUAUAUAUUAUUUGUAUAUAUGCGCUAAGAAAAUUAUCACAAAAUAUUUGUAAAAUAGAAAUUUAAGCAGACGAAAUUUAAUUUAAGGAAGAUGAAAUAUUGCUUGUGCGCCUAAAAGUAUACAACGUUAAUAUUUCAAACUAUAAUGUUUCAAAGCAAAUAUUCAUUAAAUUUAUAUUUAAAAUUGCUAAAAAUAUAUAUUUUUAUAAAAUAUUCGUGAGCACUUCGUAUUUAUUUUUAUAAAAAAAACUGUUCAAACUCCAGAAAAGCUACAGACUUUUUUGCUCAUUUUUCUAUGCACUAACUUUGACACAUUUUUUUUCACAAAAUAACGCAGACUUUUCAAAAAAAGGUACUUAAUCACGUUAUAGAUAUUGUAGUUUUACUAAAAAUCUUUUUCUAAAAGAAAAGAAAAAAAGAUAUUGUUUUUAUAUGUGUCUAAAUAAUAUCAUAACAUCACACAAUAUAUAUAAUAAGAAAAUAGAGAUGGAAACGAAACAUCACUUAAAAUCUUUACAACACGAUUUCACAGAGCAAGUAGAGCACUUACUACUAUUCCGACACUUAAGUUAAUUGCCAUGUAGUGAAUAUAAAAUCUUCACAUAUUUUGACUGAAUUUCCAAAAUAUAGAUUUUCUGAACAAGUGGAACACUCACUGAGUAUAUUUAUUUACACUCAAUUAUUUAGAUCUUUCUGCACAAGUGAAACCCUCAUUGAUUUUACUUAUUUACACUCAAUAAUUUCUAAUUUUCUGAACAAGUGGAACACUACGUAUCAAUGCAUGUAUUACCUUUCUGAUAAAUAUAGCACUAUUUUUUAUAAAAAAAAGAACCUUUAUAUAAAAAAUAUAUAUAUAAUUUGAUAUAUAUAUUAGCAUACAAAAAAAGGACAUUCUAAAUGUUGGCAUUUUCAAACGCGCAUACACCUAUGGCUUGUGAUUAAUUAAUAAUAAUUUAUAUAACAUUUAAAAUAUUAAGUAAAGUAAGACGAAAGCAUCAUAAAUGUGUAUGUCUAUAUAAAUUAUAUAUAAGAAAUACCUAACAACCAAACUAUUUUUGCUUUAUAGACCAUAAGUAACAUAACAGUAAAGAUAUAUUUGUAUACUACGAUCAUACAACUGCAAAAUUUAGCAUUUAAAAUUGUAAAUCUAAAAAGAAAAUUUGUUAUAUAAAAUAAAACGACGAACAACGAGGCUUACGCCACUGUAUAUAUGUAUUUAGUUUGUAUUAAUAAUUGAAA